Carassius auratus (goldfish) is the source of this 1636-nucleotide messenger RNA. It is a transcript of the gene kbtbd13b, whose product is annotated as kelch repeat and BTB domain containing 13b. The coding region runs from base 202 to 1557 and encodes 451 amino acids. Gene Ontology annotation, molecular function: protein binding. The transcript has a single exon. The record is from RefSeq and is a predicted model, not a curated record. NCBI's taxonomy places the organism in Eukaryota, Metazoa, Chordata, Actinopteri, Cypriniformes, Cyprinidae.
AUCAUGUGCCAGCUGGAGGGAGGACAGUUUUGUUAACUGACAAGCGAGGGACAUUUCAGUGUAAAUGCCAGGGUAAGGUUAGAGUUUUUUGGAGAUUUUUUAGACAAUUGCUCACCGUUAAAACUGAAUAUCUUGUGUUUUAAACAACUGAGUAUCGAUAAACAAACAGCACAGGACCAAUGAUCAAGCAGGCUGCUAGACAUGGAUACUGUCAAGGUAAGAGUUGGAGACAGUGUCUUUGAAACAAACAAGUCUCUACUGCUAAGAGAAUGUGAAUACUUCAGGGCACUUUACAGAUCGGGGAUGGUAGAGUGCCAUCAAGAAGAGAUUCACGUGAGGAACCUCAAAGCCCAAGGGUUCAUAAUCAUGCUGGCUGUGGCCAAUGGUGAGAGACCUAUUCUGAAUGGCGAGGACAUUUUGGAAGCCAUUGAAUGUGCUGCUUUCUUCCAGGCUGAACCUCUUGCAAGGCAUCUUCAGGAUCUUCUCAACUCCGACAACUGCCUGCUCAUGUACCAAGCCUCGGCCACCUAUGGCUUAUUGGAGCUCUGUGAGAGUUCGGCACAGUUCAUCCGCAAUAUGUAUCGUGACAUGAAAGAGGACUUGAACAAACUUCCUCAGGAGCUGAUUAAACAUGUGGAGUCUCUGGCUCCUAGUGCAUUUGUGGCAGUGGGUUCACACUCCACAUGCUCUGUGGAUGAGCUUCCUCUUGCCGCCACAAGGACAGUAUGUUACCUUGAUGAGGAUGACGAAGAUUGGAAGGUCCUCACUGCCUUGCCAAUGGAAGCCAGCACCUCUCUGGCUGGUUUGACUGUUUUGGACAACCGACUCUACGUUGUUGGAGGUGUGCACGGUGUUGAAAAGAUACCUGUCGAUGCUAGCUUUUGCUAUGAUGUUGUCACCAACACCUGGAGUUUGCUGCCAGGUCCCAGACAGCCACGGUACAACUUCACCCUAAUUGGGAUAGAAGGUUGCCUCUACGCUAUUGGAGGAGAGUCUGGAAGAACCACCAUGUCCUCGGUUGAGAAAUAUAAUGUUCCCACAAAGCAGUGGAGCUUUGCAGCACCUUUACCUCGACCGGUCGCUGGGGUCGCAUGCACCAAAGCUAUGAGCCGAAUUUUUGUGUGUCUAUGGAAGCCAAUGGAGACUAACGAAAUCUACGAAUACAUCCCAAACCAUGAUGUGUGGGUUCUGGUGAGUACACUUCUGAAGCAGCAGAGCUACGGACACUGCAUGGUGGCCCACAGGGACAACCUCUACAUCAUACGCAAUGGACCCCAAGACGAUUUCCUGCGCUGUUUGAUGGACUGCUACAACAUCACCACUGGACAGUGGACGUCAAUGGCUGGGCACUAUGGGAACAGCAAAGGGGCACUGUUCACUGCUGUAGUGACAGGGGACUCUGUGUUCACACUGAACCGCACCAUGACUCUGGAGUACGCCAUCUCAGGUAACAUGUGGAAACCUUGCAAGCAGAUGAAGGGUUUUCCCAGGAAUGGAUCUGUGUGGACAUUUCUACUCAGGAUUCCAAAGGAAAGGAAAGAAGUGACAGUGUCUUAAAUAGACAGAACCUUAUAAGCAAAUAACUAAUAAUUAGCCAUUCACAGUGAACAUUACAUUGGUUUUUAAUAAAAAUGCA